Cladophialophora immunda is the source of this 2196-nucleotide messenger RNA. RefSeq lists its product as uncharacterized. NCBI's taxonomy places the organism in Eukaryota, Fungi, Ascomycota, Eurotiomycetes, Chaetothyriales, Herpotrichiellaceae. The coding region runs from base 1 to 2196 and encodes 731 amino acids. The transcript is spliced from 6 exons. The record is from RefSeq and is a predicted model, not a curated record.
AUGAAACUUGUUCAGUGGCUCCAGGCAGCAAAGCGUCGUCACCGCUCGGAGUCGGUCUUUUCUGCCGGCAACAGCGCCGAACCCGAAGGACGGAUGCAGCACACAUUCGGCCACGAAAGGUCACCCCAGCAGAGCCGAGGAUAUCUCGGACAAGAAACACCCUCCGCGGGCAAUACGGCGUCGUCGAGGGUUGCUCGGGCGUUUAACGUGCGAGAGGAAGUCAUCGAUUCCUCUAUGUGGCAUAUCUUCUCUUCGAUUUUCGAGACCGCACUCGGCGUAUGGUUGGGGAGUGGCUGCUGUCCGUACCCGGGGCUCCCAGACGGCUCGAGAACGAUCAUCUCAAGGCUCUUUCUGGGCUUGGAUGAAUGGAAAUGCUCCUGUCGGCAGCACGACGGCCACUCCGAUACCAGGCAAACCGUUUCAGGAAGCGUCUGCGUCAAAGCCGACAGCGUGGUCAACCAGGCCCUAAACGCAGCCGUGCAUGCGUUCAGCGUCCGGUGGCUGCCCCUCGUCGCUGGCACAAGUAUUCCGGCUGAGAAACUGAACGAGCUGGCGCGGAAACUGUGGUACAACGCGCGGUCCAAGAUCUUGUUGAUCUUACAGAAGCGGUGCUACCGGUCUAUAUUGGCCCUGUACAUCUUCGGAAUGACUCCACUACCUCCGGGUCUCGAGGAACAUGAGGUCUCUCACGGAAAUAUCGGUGAAGUCUGCAUCGACGUCGCCAUGCGGCAAUUGCAGAGUGUCCGGGCCAAGAGGAACGUCAGCCGCUUCUCUUCAGCGGCCAUUGCCACCAGCUCCACCUCGGCCUCAGCGACCUUCGACACCGCAUCCCAGUCCACUGACGAGGGCUACGCGCUGCGGGAGACCAUAGCAUACUGGGCGGGCUUUGAAAGGACAGUGCAGCUUUUAAAGAAGACCGCACAGGAUUUCCACGACAAGACGGAGGACUGGAGAGCCAAUGGCUUCGAGGUGAUCAAUCAGAGCGCAAUUUGGAUAGUUCAAUCCGCCAGCGGCUGCAAAGGUGUAUUCUGGAAAGCGGUGGCCUCGUUGCGAGAAGCUUUGAACUACGGCCAUGAGCCGCAUGUGAUCGCCCGUGCACAGACAGCCGUUCUGCAGUGCAUGCUGAGGUAUGACGUGACUUAUGCUCCGCUGCUUGCCGCUUGUAAAAGGGCUUUGCUCUUUCUCGACUUCGAGGCCCAACUCAAUUGGUACCUUCUCGCGCUUCAUUACCACUUAGGACUCUUAAUGCUCUAUGACAUCCUGGAUACCUUUGACAGGAGAGACUUGGUGACGAAUCCGGACAACUCUCAAUGGGCAGCAGUGCAAGAGACAGUCAACAUCAUCUUACUUGGGACCCAAUGCAAAGUCUCACUUCAAGCCGUGUUUGGCUCAAUCUCAACGCCUCGUCGUGACGACAUGGUGUCACUGCUCAGCGUUGAUCCUUAUCCCCACCAUGUGGCCACUGCUUUGAGCCUCGUGUCCGAUUUUCUGACCAAGGUGACUAGAAAACCCUACACGAGCUCCAGAGCACUCGCACAAAUACGAAAGCUUGCGACGACGGCGUUUGACCAGCUCCCACAAUGCUCAGCCUCGCUCCAAGCCUCCAGAGCUAGCGUGACUGCGAAAUUGGAGGAAGCCCAGCAAUUCCGAAACUGUCAGAUUGCCGAUAAUCGCAGGAGGCCAGCAAGCACAAGCCGACAACAGCACGAGCAACUCGAGAGUGAUGUGGUCCGUGAGUCGUGGGAAGAGGAUGUUGAGGCCCUCGACAGCCUUGAAAUUGGAACCCUGCACCACACAGCCGGCAACUUUGCCAGCAAUGCAGCGUCUGAGCGGACGACAUCAGGAUUCCUUGAUCAAUGGGACUGGACAUCGAGUGAGGGCAGUCCCCUGAGUUUCGAAAUUCCUGAGGAUGACAUGUUCUUGGCCGACCACGGUCUGUUCGAAAGGGAGUCUGCGUCGGGACUUCUCUCACCGGCCACAUUUCUGCUCGUGGAGGUGGUCGACUGGCUUUUGGAGGUGACGGAAGAGGACUUCUGUGAUGAAGAUGCGGAAGUCGUCUGGAAGAGGCUGAUUCCCGUGUUGGGCGCGGCGUUCAUGGAAAGCACCGAUUUGCGGGCGAAGAAAGCGGAUGCCAUGGCGUGCGGCAAGUCCUGGAUUGUUCAGGUGAUGUCAAUGCUCAAAAGCGUGGGAUAUUGA